Myotis myotis is the source of this 3698-nucleotide messenger RNA. RefSeq names its product syntaphilin (gene SNPH). The record is from RefSeq and is a predicted model, not a curated record. Gene Ontology annotation, biological process: neuron differentiation. The transcript has 7 exons. Bases 664 to 2376 code for a protein of 570 amino acids. NCBI's taxonomy places the organism in Eukaryota, Metazoa, Chordata, Mammalia, Chiroptera, Vespertilionidae. Gene Ontology annotation, cellular component: mitochondrion; cytoplasmic microtubule.
CGCCCUCCCGGCAGCCCCAGCCCCGGCGAGCGCCCAGUUAGCCGCUUCCAGCAGGGGCUCCGGAGAGCAGCUCGGCAGCCCUGGCCGGGCAGCCGAGGCCAUGGCAGCCUCCACAGGUUGCUGAUCGCGGCCGGGCAGCUGCAGCAGCGACUGCAGAGGCGCUGCGCCAAGCCGGGCCGGAGCGGUGCGAGCCCGCGCGGCCGCAGAGGGCGAGUGGACUCAGGGUUGUUGGGAGGCGUCGAUGGCAGAAUACGGGAAGCCCCGAGCCACACACCAGCGGGCACUCUGGGAAGGUGACGCCGAGACUAGCCCAGCGUAAUUUGGGGGUCCUGGUCCUGCUCUGGGAGCCUCCAGCCUGCAGCUCCCGCCGAGAGCGGGGUCUGAGUGUCAGGGGCCCAGGGGGCUGGCGUGUAGUAUAGAGGACUCGGUGCUGCUGGGUGUCGGGCGGCGCUGCCGAUGCCUGUGUGACCUUGGGCGAGGCCUCUGCUCCGUGCCCACGGUCGCCCAUCUGGAGAGCACGGGGUUGGACUGAUGAUCUCUGGCUGCCCUGAGGCUCUGCCAGUCAUUUUAAGUCGGGUGCCCGGAGCCAGCUGCGGCCAGAGCCUGGCCUGCCAGGCCCUCGCUCCGUCCUGGGUGCCCUGCUGAAGGGUGAAAGGAGAAGCCAUGCCGGGCAGCGGCCCCAGCGAGAGGAUGACGUGGCCCGGCCCGGCCCUCGCCGCGGCCCCCCCAAUGCGCCCUCUCUCCUCAGCCCCGGGGACACCACCCAUCCCACCCCUCACCCGGACCCGCAGCCUCAUGGCCAUGUCCCUGCAGGGCAGUAGACGGGCCUCUGCUGGAUCCCGCAGUGGGGGCGCUUUGGGCCGCAGCGGCCUGGCAGUGCUCUCCCAGUGUCCGCAGCUGCCCACCAGCCAGAACGAGCACCUGCCCCUUCUUCCCGCCUCCAGGCGCACCUCUCCGCCCGUGAGCAUGCGGGACGCCUACGGCACCUCCUCUCUCAGCGGCAGCAGCACCUCGGGCUCCUGCAAGGGCAGCGAUGGCAGCCCCACGCCCAGGCGCUCCAUGAAGUACAUGCUGUGCAGCGACAACCACGGCAUCAAGCCGCCCACCCCAGAGCAGUACCUGACGCCGCUGCAGCAGAAGGAGGUGUGCAUCCGGCACCUGAAGGCCAGGCUGAAGGACACGCAGGACCGGCUCCAGGACCGGGACACCGAGAUCGACGACCUGAAGACACAGCUGUCGCGCAUGCAGGAGGACUGGAUCGAGGAGGAGUGCCGCCGCGUGGAAGCCCAGCUGGCCCUGAAGGAGGCCCGCAAGGAGAUCAGGCAGCUCAAGCAGGUCAUCGACACCGUCAAGAACAACCUGAUGGACAAGGACAAGGGGCUGCAGAAGUACUUCACGGACAUCAACAUCCAGAACAAGAAGCUGGAGACGCUGCUGCACAGCAUGGAGGUGGCCCAGGACGGCACGGCCAAGGAGGACAGCGUCGGGGAGUCAGCAGGCGGCUCCCCCGCCCGCUCCCUCACCCGCAGCUCCACCUACACCAAGCUGAGCGACCCGGCCGUCUGCGGGGACCAGCCCCCCGGGGACCACCCUGGCUCCUCCACGGAGGACGGGGCUGACAGUGGCUUCGCAGCCAACGAUGACGCCAUGAGCCGGACGGACGUGCUGGAGGCCAGCAGCCUGCUGUCGUCGGGGGUGGACUGCGGCCCCGAGGAGGCCUCGCUGCCCAGCUCCUUCAGCCUGGGGCCCCGCUGCCCGGCCAGCAGCACCUACGAGAAGCUGUUGUGCGGGAUGGAGGCCGGCGUGCAGGCCAGCUGCAUGCAGGAGCGCGCCAUCCAGACAGACUCGCUGCAGUACCAGCCUGACCUAGACACCAUCCUGGAGAAGGUGACCCAGGCCCAGGUCUGCGGGACGGGUCCCGAGUCAGGGGGCAGGCGCCCGGAGCCGGAGCCCCACCCCCCAGGGCCCAGAGACCCCAGCUCAGCGGUGGUGGUGACGGUGGGUGAUGAGGUGGGUGAUGAGCUGGAGGCCCCGGAGCCCAUCACCCGCGGGCCGACCCCACACCGGCCCGGUGCCAACCCCAACCCCAGCCUGUCGGUGAGCGUGGCGUGCCCCGUGGAAGAGGAGGAGGAGGCGGCCGAGCCCAAGAGCUACUGGAGCCGCCACUACAUUGUCGAUCUGCUGGCCGUGGUGGUGCCCGCGGUCCCCACGGUGGCCUGGCUCUGCCGCUCCCAGCGGCGCCAGGGCCAGCCCAUUUACAACAUCAGCUCCCUGCUGCGGGGCUGCUGCACGGUGGCCUUGCACUCCAUCCGCAGGAUCAGCUGCCGCUCGCUGAGCCAGCCGGGCCCCAGCCCCGCCGGCGGCUCCCAGCUCUGAGGCCUUCCUGGCCAGGGGCUCGGGCGGCCUGACCCCUGAUUGUCAGGGUGCCGUCCUCCCUCUCGCCCAUCCCCGUGGGGCAUCAUCUUACUUAGUUCUGGGUUCGGAAGUGGUGUUUUCUGGAUGUUAACAGUGUGGGGGCUGGGCGUCGGAGCCUGGACAGGAGAGAGGGGAAAAGAGACCAAAGGCAGGGAGGCCCGCUGUAGGACCGAGUGCAGGGGAGUCCUCACCCCGGCCCCUCCGCUCAGCCCUUCACAAGGGCGGCCCCUGCUCAGGAAGUCUCUGGUGUACUGAGCUGGAGAGGCUGGACCUCAGUUGCCCACUUCAGUCUCCCCAUCCUCCACCCACCACAUCCUGUUCAGUUCCCUGAUCACUCCACACCACCCCUGCCCUCAGCCCGGCGUCUGGACCAGUAUUAUCUCCUCAGGUGCAGGCAGCUGCGACCCAAAGUGCAGGCUCCUGGCCCAGGACUGCGAGCAGAGCCUGAACUGCCGGGCCUGGCUGGAGCCCCAGCCCCUCAGACUGCUCCACACUUGGGCGAAAGGUGGAGAUGGGCAAGAGGGGCAGAGGGCAGUGUGGGUUCUGCAUCUGUCGGCCCCAGACCUUCCCUACGGUCCACUUUCCUCCUGACAUGUCUGGGCGUCAGAUAAUUCUUCCUGUGAGAGCUAAGCCAGACGGCUCGGUGCUGGGGGAGGAAGGCUCCUCUCCAGAGUGCCAGCACGAGGAGAGGAGGCGGGCUGGCAGCUCGGGCCCCUCCGGCCUGAGAUGAGGCCCUGUGGUCUGGGAGGCCGGGCUGCACUCAGCAGUCCUCAGCUGGUGUGGACAGCCAAGGCCAUGACGGCCCUGCAGCGCACCCUGACUUUCUCUGGGGCCUCAGGCCCAACUUCUGCUUUGCACUGUGCUCACUCGGGGCUUGGUUCUCAUGUAUCCGGACCUCCUGAAAGGGGGCUGCUUACUGUCUAGGGUGAGGGUUCCUGGAUCUUAGACUCAUGUGCCUCAGGGGGAAUUACUGCAGGAUGAAUGGCAAGACGGAACUGAAGCCAUGUUGUCAUCCAAGCCAAAGCAGGUGCCCUGGGUGUUUCGUGGGGAGCGAGGGGGGAGCCCGCAGACACCCUGCUUCCGGCCCAAGCCCAGCCUGGGAAGGCUCACUGUCCUCCCUCCAUCCCCAGGACCACAUCAGGGCCCCCAGAAACGCUGCUGACCUUUUAUUACCAUUACUAGUGCCCCGGUACACGGAUUCAUGCACAUUGAAGGGAAAUUAAUUAGAAGGUGGCUGGUGGGGCGGGACUGGGCGAGACAGGCCAGACAUGCCCUGGAGCCAA